AUAAACUACUGUAUUCUAAAUAAUUAGUAAGGUUUUCUUAUUGACCGUUUAAAGUUCAUUAUAUUAUUACUUUCAACUAUUUUACUUCAAUAUGUACUACUAUUCGCAAUAAAACGAUGAUAACCAAAUGAUGACUCUUCAAGUAAACAUAAAAUACUUAGACCUGGCACAUCUCCUCUUUGGUGGAGUCAGCCAUAAGGAAAGGAAGGAAGGAAUAACAUCUAAAUGGUACCAGCGGUGAGCUGCGGAGAACCUCUGCCGCCAACUUAUCCGUACGUGAUCACGUUCAACUCGACUACGGCGGGAUACGCUUUAUCGACGGAGGCGAUGAUCACAAAAUUCUACUUCCGAUGUUGCCGCUACGAUUUAGCACCAUAUUUUUGGUAUCGCCUAAAACCGUAGCGUUGCGCAUCUCCCUGCUCAUCUCUGAUUCUGCAAUUACUAUUUCAAAUCUAUCGUAGUUUUCUUAUAUGGCUAUCGUCAUAUUUGAGUGCACUGUCAAAUUUGACAAUUAAGUCUAUUUUGCGUAUUCCUUUAAAUUCUAGUAAAUCUAUAAUAAUACAUCACAUGAGCUGCUCAGUUCUUGAUUCACUUAGAUAUGAAAAAGUCGCAAUGAUACCUGCAUAUAAUUUUAAUAAUAUAUAAAGAAUUGUAAUUUCAACUAGUUCUUAAAAUUUACAAGUGUCAAUCUAACCUAACCUGUAAUUAUGUUAACUACAAGCAUCAGCAUCGAACAAGAUGGUUUUGGUUAUGUACCUAAAGAAAACUCGAAAUCAAACGCUGGAUUAUUCAACAUUGUUCGGAGAUAUACGUUAACUAACAAAAAAAAAGCAUCAGUGCGAUUAAUUAGUUGGGGAGCAUCCAUUCAGUCAGUUAGGAUACCAAACAAAGAUGGCGUUUUGGGCGACGUCGUUUUAGGAUACGACAGUAUGGAUGGAUAUUUAAACAAUAGAUAUUUCGGAAAUAUCAUUGGUCGUGUGGCGAAUCGCGUGGCGGAAGGUUUAAUUUAUAUUAACGGUAAAAAAUAUGAAUUAACAAAGAAUGACGAGAACCAAAAAAAUCAUAUAAACGGUGGAAUCUACGGUUUCGAUAAUGUUAAUUGGGACUCGUGUGUAUCCGGGAAACAAGUGGUGAUGUCUAAUCUUAGUAAAACCGGAAGUGAAGGCUAUCCGGGACAUAUGUUGACCCAAGUGAAAUACACGUGGACAGAUUUAAAUGAACUGCACAUCAACAUUCGUGCCACUUCCACGGAAGCUACACCAGCCAAUAUCACUAAUUAUUGUCUAUUUAAUCUUGCAGGCCAUGGCAUGGGAGUUAAGGAGUUGAGGAAGCACAUAGUAACAAUCAAUGCCGACAAAUGGACAUUAAUGGAUAUACGGGAUAAUUUACCUAUUGGAUUAAUUGAACCGGUAGAUCAGACUGUCUAUGAUUUGCGUACACCGACUCAAUUGAACAAACAGACAAUGUAUAAUGUACCAGGAGGUGGAUACAAUCACAAUUUAUGCAUAACGACCCCGAGCUGUUGGUGUUAUAGAUUUCAUGCAAGAAUUUUACAUCCAGAUUCUGGUAGAUUUUUGGAGGUUUAUUCGAAUCAGCCAGGAUUGCAGUUUUACACAGGAAACGACUUACCGGAUCCAAAUCGUAAUUACCCACCGGAUCAUGAUGAUUAUUAUUGGGGAGGUUGUGGUGAUUCCCCGGAUAAAACUGAACAAAAUACCAAUGUGUCAAACAAAAAUUUGUAUUUUCCUGGCAAAGAUGGCGUCCUGUACCGUCGUCAUGGCGGAUUUGUUUUGUCACCACAAAAUUAUCCCGAUGCCGUAAACAUUGAAUCGUUUCCAUCCUGCAUUCUUCAUCCAGGAAAAAUGUACACGCACGACAUGACAUACAGGUUUGGUGUACGCUCAAAAAUGUAAUUCUAUAAGUAAAAUUAUUUUUUUAAUAUACGUACCACCAAACGACUAUCAGGACCGAAGAGUAAGAUUCCAUACCCCGGGUGAUUAGCAUACCAAACUGAUAG
This is a messenger RNA of Cephus cinctus (wheat stem sawfly), 2017 nucleotides long. RefSeq names its product aldose 1-epimerase. The record is from RefSeq and is a predicted model, not a curated record. The transcript is spliced from 7 exons. Gene Ontology annotation, molecular function: carbohydrate binding; aldose 1-epimerase activity. NCBI's taxonomy places the organism in Eukaryota, Metazoa, Arthropoda, Insecta, Hymenoptera, Cephidae. The coding region runs from base 708 to 1913 and encodes 401 amino acids. Gene Ontology annotation, biological process: glucose metabolic process; beta-D-galactose catabolic process via UDP-galactose, Leloir pathway.